Messenger RNA from Sarcophilus harrisii (Tasmanian devil), 1433 nucleotides. RefSeq names its product ribosyldihydronicotinamide dehydrogenase [quinone]-like. The transcript has 6 exons. Bases 182 to 874 code for a protein of 230 amino acids. The record is from RefSeq and is a predicted model, not a curated record. Gene Ontology annotation, molecular function: NAD(P)H dehydrogenase (quinone) activity. Lineage: Eukaryota; Metazoa; Chordata; Mammalia; Dasyuromorphia; Dasyuridae. Gene Ontology annotation, cellular component: cytosol.
AGAAUAUUCCCAAAAUUGUGUGAAUCAAGGUAGAGGCUGAGUGUUCUCCCCCACCUGUGACUGCAUCUCUCUUCAAUGUCCAUGGUCACUGGCAAAUCUCUUCUAUAUAAUGUGAUAUAGUGAUAGUGAUAAGUGAAGUAACAUUUUUUGAAAGGAAAGAAAGUCUUCACCUUUCUGGGAAAUGGCAGGGAAACGAGCAUUCAUAAUCUAUGCACAUCAGGAGCCCAAGUCUAUGAAUGGAUCUUUGAAAGAUGCAGUGGUAACUGAACUGAGCAGUCAGGGCUGCCAAGUCACCGUGUCUGAUUUGUAUGCCAUGAACUUUGAGCCAAGGGCCACAAGGAAAGAUAUUGUGGGUGCUCUAAGCAAUUCAAAAUCCUUCAAUUAUGCUGCAGAAACAUAUGAGGCAUAUAAGAAAGGAGCUCUCUCCAGUGAUGUGGUUGAGGAGCAAAAGAAAGUACAAGAAGCUGAUCUAGUAAUAUUUCAGUUUCCAUUGUAUUGGUACAGCGUGCCCGCCAUCAUGAAGGGCUGGAUAGACCGAGUGCUCUGUCAAGGGUUUGCCUUUGAACCCCCAAAAUACUUUGACAAAGGUUCAUUUAAGAAUAAAUUAGUCAUCCUUUCGUUCACUACUGCUGGGACUGCUGAGAUGUAUUUUAAAAAUGAACUUGGCGGAGAUAUUAGAUACAUCUUAUGGCCUAUACAGCAUGGUGUGUUUCACUUCUGCGGUUUCAAAAUCCUCGCCCCACAGAUCAGUUUUGCUCCUGAACAUGCACCAGAAGACAAAAGAAAGGAGAUGGUAACAUCUUGGGCAAGGAGAGUGGCAACCAUUUGGGAUGAGAAGCCAAUACACUGCAUUUCUUCUUGGUACUUUGAAUAAUAACAUUUUAUAUUGCAUGCAAGGUUUCCUCUGAUUUUUGAAAACUGAGAGAAAAUUUCUUGGGGUACCUGAGCAUUUGUAUACUGGAUUUAGUGUCAAGAACUCAAUAAACUUGAUAACAAAAUUAAUCAUAUGCAUGUAAUCAUUUAUAUAAUAGACUAUUUAGUAAUUGGACGUAGAUAGAAGUUUAAAAAAAAAUGUUUCAGAUGUUAUUUUAUACAGGCUGGCCAAGAAUUUUUGGAGUCAUUUUUUGGUAGGAUAAGACAGGGGAACUGAAUGCAUUAUGAUUGGGCUUCUUCCUUUUUCCCAAAGGAAAUAACUGGGUCUCAGGUCUCAGGUAUGGACAGUUAGGACUAAGAGUAAAUAGAGACCCAAGUUUCAUUUGUCUUUACAAAAGUCAAUCUUUUCCUUUUUGUAGUGGGAGUUACCUCCCUUUACUAAGGAAUCAUUUUUAAAGAGAAAAGUGUGAGCCUUAAGCUUCUUUUAAAAGGCCUCAGUAUUUAUCCUGUGGCACAGGAUAAAUUGUCUACUGUAAUGGGCUGAAACUGAGCAGAUGCAC